Molecule: messenger RNA, 330 nt
Organism: Glarea lozoyensis ATCC 20868
Lineage: Eukaryota; Fungi; Ascomycota; Leotiomycetes; Helotiales; Helotiaceae
Exons: 1
Coding region: 1-330 (109 amino acids)
Source: RefSeq, a predicted model, not a curated record
AUGCCUCAAUUACAACCACAUCCUCAACCUCUCACAUCAAAUCCAAUAACCUCAUCUCGUCUUACGCAAAUAACACAUCACAUAAACACCAUGCCAAUCCCAACAUCCAUCACCCAACCCACAACCGAAACACCAUCAAACUCCUCAACCCAAGCAAAUGAAGUGACCUCCAAUGAGAUUCCUGCACGGGAAACUACUGAAAAGGGGGAAGAGGCAGAGGAAGAUAGAGGAGAAGGGAGACGGACUGGCAUGAGUGCUGAGGAGGCCGCGGAGAAGCUUUACGAGGAAAGGAUGGAGGACGAGUAUGCUAAGAGGGAGGGUGGUGCUUAA